UCUCCAAGGGUUGGAUCUUCAGGCGUCUCUCGUACAGGCGAGCGGCCGUCUGAUCUUGGUCGUCAUAGCGUCGUCGUCAAAGGUCCCAUGCGUCGUCCGUCAGCAUCCGGACUAUCUACCGGCGAGGCGACUUGUGUCCAACAUGUGGGCUUCAUUUCAUCAACCAAACCAGACGUACGAGAUUACCGACUCUCAGUCAUGCACUUCGUUGCGUCGUUUAACUUCAAUUACUCUAAACUGAGAGGUUGGGAAAAGUGGUUUCCUAGUCUGACCUACACGCAUACAAUAUAUGCUUACGGACAUUCGCAUCUGCUCACUCUUAUUUGCAGCUAA
Molecule: messenger RNA, 333 nt
Organism: Protopolystoma xenopodis
Lineage: Eukaryota; Metazoa; Platyhelminthes; Monogenea; Polystomatidea; Polystomatidae
Source: the annotation of a GenBank genome assembly